Messenger RNA from Caenorhabditis bovis, 1551 nucleotides. Lineage: Eukaryota; Metazoa; Nematoda; Chromadorea; Rhabditida; Rhabditidae. The record is from the annotation of a GenBank genome assembly.
AUGAGUGGUGCUGAUCAAGUGCAUUGGAAGCAUACUUGGCCAAGUGCCAACGUUUUAGCACAAUUUAUCUGCAUUAAUGAGCAUUUGUUCAAGAAUCGGAAUAUUUUGGAAAUUGGUUCGGGCGCAACUGGCAUUUGUGGCCUUACUGCUGCCAAAUUAGGUGCAAAUCGGGUCUGGCUCACAGAUCAUCCGAAAAUUGGGAAAGCUCUAGAAUGUUUACAGGGAAAUGUGUACAAGAAUCAAGUUGCGGAAAAUUGUGUAGUAACGGGACUUGAUUGGGACGACGAGGAAUCGCUGCGAACGGUGUUGAACGAUAUCGAGUCGCUCGAUUUGAUCAUCGCUUCAGAUGUGUUUUUCGAUCCGAGCACGUUUCGAGGUCUCGUGCGCACUAUCGCCGACUUAUUGAACCGAUUUCCCGCCGCCGUUGUAUGGUUCGCUUAUCAGGAAAGAGAUGAUAAUUGGACUUGCGCUCGGUUGUUCGAACACUAUUCACUGGAAGCUACUCUUAUUCGAAAAGUCGAAACCGGACAGCACACAAUCGAAAUUGGUUCAAUCGUCAAAAAAUCGCGGUGCAAAAUGUUUGCUGGAAUAGAAGGUGGCGCUACCGCUUCGAAAUUGGUUUUAACGGAUAAGUCUGGGGAAAAACGCAUAUUCUCGGAGACCAAUGGGACCAAUUAUUAUUUGCAAGGCAUUGAAUCGGUUGGCGAUCAGGUUGCCACGUGGAUUCGAAAAAUCGCCCAAGAGAAUAGCAUCGUUCUUCCCCUAGAAUCGCUGGGGAUGGGCCUUUCUGGAGCCGAAGAUGAGGAAUUAAACAAUAAAUUCAAAAUGUACUUGAAAAUGCAUCAUGGCGAUAUUGCUAAACAUUUCUACUUGUCGUCGGAUGCUGUGUGCACGGUGGCGGCAAAUUUCUCGAAUCAAGGGAUGGUCCUUAUCGCCGGCACCGGUUCGUCGUGCCGAAUGUUGCUCAAAAAUGGCGAGGUGAAAGGCGCGGGUGGAUGGGGACAUAUGAUUGGAGACGGCUGCAGCGCGUUCUGGAUUGCCAAUCGGGCAAUGCGCAUUCUUUUUGACCAUGAUGAUGGAUUGGAACCCUCUCCGCAUUCGGUGGAAACAAUUAGAAAACUAUUGUGCCAACAUUUCAAAAUAGCGGAUAAAAUUGGAAUUUUGGACUAUUUAUAUAAGAAAUUUGAAAAGCAUCGAAUUGCGGGAUUCACGAAAACACUUGCUGAACAUGCUUCUGAUCCGGCGAUUGCCCAGCUUUUCGAUGAUGCUGGCCAUAUGAUCGCCAAGCAUGUUCGAGCGGUUUGCCGCGGAUUGGAGCCCGGCGAUUUGGAGAAUGUCGAUAUUGUGCUUGUUGGAUCGGUGUUCAAAUCAUGGUCCCUACUUCGCAAUGGAUUCAAGAAUGAGCUGCAAAACGCGGGCAUUCGAAAACUCACAAUUUACUCGCCGUCGGAAGAGCCAUCGAUUGGCGCCGCGGUGAUUGGCGCAAGAGAAGCUGGAAUUGAAAUUGAGCACGCGAAAAAUAAAAUUGUGAAAGAGAUUAUCGAGUUUUGA